Molecule: messenger RNA, 852 nt
Organism: Penicillium oxalicum
Lineage: Eukaryota; Fungi; Ascomycota; Eurotiomycetes; Eurotiales; Aspergillaceae
Product: S-adenosylmethionine-dependent methyltransferase
Exons: 1
Coding region: 1-852 (283 amino acids)
Biological process (GO): methylation
Cellular component (GO): eRF1 methyltransferase complex
Molecular function (GO): nucleic acid binding; S-adenosylmethionine-dependent methyltransferase activity; protein methyltransferase activity
Source: RefSeq, a predicted model, not a curated record
AUGCUGCCCACCCCAGACACGUCACAUGUGUCAUUCGACACCAUCUACGAACCGGCAGAGGAUUCAUACCUCUUCUUGGACACAUUGUCCUCAGCAUCCGAAUCCAAAUGGCUUUCGGAGCGCUUUCAAAAACCAGCCACCUCCUGUUCGGAUGCCAUUGGCAAUCCAGCUCCAUUGGUUGUGGAGGUUGGCACCGGUUCGGGGGUUGUCCUGGCCUUUACGGCGGCACAAUCGCAGCAUAUCUUUGGAAGACAAGACAUCCUCACGCUGGGGGUAGACGUCAACCGAAACGCAUGCCUUGCAACUCGGGAGACGGUCACGACCGCGGUCACAUCGGAGCGGCAGAAGCAGUCGGAAUCCUCUCCAAUUUCAGAGAACCCGCUUCAGACCAUCCAUGUUGCCUCCAUCACCGGCGACCUUUGCACAGCAUUGCGUCCGGGGAGCGUUGACGUCCUUUUGUUCAACCCGCCUUACGUUCCCACGGAAGAGCUGCCUCGUCUGCCUUCAGAAUCCGACAAUGACCCGAGCAUUUCUCAAACCAUGUCCCGGUCUGCCAAGUUCGAGAGUGACUCGUUCUUCUUGUCCUUGACGUAUGCAGGCGGUGCCGAUGGCAUGGAGACGACGAAUCGGCUAUUGGACGCCAUUCCCGGGGUACUUUCUGCGCGGGGAGUGGCGUAUGUACUUCUCUGCAAGCAAAACCGGCCCGACGAGGUGAUGGCAAGGAUUCGUGCAUGGGGGGGUUGGAAUGCAGAGAGUGUCGGGUCAAGUGGGAUGCAGGCCGGAUGGGAGAAACUGGUGAUUGUGCGAAUCUGGAGGCAGACGGACGCUUCACAAGAGGUGAGCUCUCUUUGA